This is a messenger RNA of Oreochromis niloticus (Nile tilapia), 1332 nucleotides long. RefSeq names its product pyroglutamylated RFamide peptide (gene qrfp). Gene Ontology annotation, molecular function: orexigenic neuropeptide QRFP receptor binding. Bases 1 to 705 code for a protein of 234 amino acids. The record is from RefSeq and is a predicted model, not a curated record. The transcript is spliced from 2 exons. Lineage: Eukaryota; Metazoa; Chordata; Actinopteri; Cichliformes; Cichlidae.
AUGGGUGACGGCGGGGCGGCGGAGGAGAGCGGGCAGUUUUUAAAAAGGUCAGAGGUGGAGAUUCUUCGAGGAGAUAGAGCAGGUCAUCACACACGGAACAAGAUGAGACUUUCUUUUCAUCCCGGUGCCUCACACCUCGCCCUCCUUUCCUUCGCCCUCCUCUCCUCCAUCCCACGCCCCGUCACAUCAUACCCCUAUCCUCCCACCACCGUCCUGCCCACAGUGGGUGGAUCUGAGCUGGAGUCUACCCUCCUGCACCUCCAGGCUGCUCUGGAAGAGCCGGGGGACGUCCGGAGUGAAGCCUGGGCUGAGUGGCCUCGAGACAUCCAGCCAGGUGAGGAGAGUGAGGAGGAUGACGGGUCGUGGGAAGAAGAAGCUCUGCUGCGGGCCCAGAGAGGAGACCUGAUGGUCCGGCCGUUGUCGCCCUUCCCUGAGGGUCACUCUCUGGAGAGCAUGCACUACGAGGAGGGGGGAGAGGGGGAGGACGGGUGGAAGAGGAACGAUGCUUUGACCUCCAUUGCGGGAGGACUCCAAGCUGUCAGUCGUGAGAAGGGAGGGUUUGGUUUCCGCUUUGGGAGGAAAAGAUGGACAGACGGGGAGUGGAUGGAAGGAGGAGAGGGAGAAGAGAGGAGGACAAGUGGAACCGACGAGGACGGAGUCUCAACAGGGACGAGAGACGAGAGCGAUGAAAGAAAGAAAGGCUGAUACGCUUCAGAGGUGACUGACAGAUUAUAGCACACAUCAUGAACUCUGUAAAUGUGACACCUUCUAAUUUCAUUUUCAGAACAACGUGGCACAAAAGUAAACACAUAUCUGCAUAAAUGUGGUAACCUGAGAAACGAGAUUUUAUCCUAUGCUCUUGUUUUCCUUCUGAAACAAUACGAAGGCUCAUUUUACUGGAUGUACAGAACAAGCGCAGCUCGUCGUGUCUAAUCUGAAAGUGUAAUAUAGCAUGUACACGGAGCUUCUGUGUUUGUUUGUUGGCUUAAACAUGACUCAUGAAUAAAGAGCUGGGAGGUGCAGCUCUCGGCACAGCUGUAAAGGCUGGACGUUGUCUUGUUUUCACUCUAUACUCUUCAGAAGCACCUUUACCUCAGGAAUAACUGCACCAGCUCUUCCUGAGAGCAAAAAGGAAACAGCACCACAGCCUGAGUCUUCCUGCUCAGGCCACUCCCUCCAGGUGACAUCACCCGCCCUUCAUCAUCCGACACACGUCACAUUUUCAGCUCCCUCCUCUGCUCUGAGAGAACUGCAUCUUUGUCCCUUAUUGACUUGUUUUUAUCUUUAAGUGAUGACGUAUGAAUCCUGCCUCUGGGUACAAACUGCUCUCUG